This is a messenger RNA of Schistocerca piceifrons (Central American locust), 5753 nucleotides long. Its product is annotated as NACHT domain- and WD repeat-containing protein 1. NCBI's taxonomy places the organism in Eukaryota, Metazoa, Arthropoda, Insecta, Orthoptera, Acrididae. The transcript has 26 exons. The coding region runs from base 361 to 4539 and encodes 1392 amino acids. The record is from RefSeq and is a predicted model, not a curated record. Gene Ontology annotation, molecular function: protein binding.
CAGUGAGCACCCGCCAGCGCGCACCUGCCGCAGCGCCGCCAACUCCGCCGCACCGCUGCACCGGUUAUUUCCGUCGCCGGCAGUUCGCGACUCUGCCACCGAGUCGCUUCAGGUCGCCUCCCCAGUGUUAAGUGUGGUCGCGCGCUCCGGAUACAGACAGUGUUAGUUUGCGACGCUGAGCGGAUCGUGACCGCUCUUUCUCCGGUACCGAGUUCGAGUCCAGUGACGGCAUGACGGACUGCAGCGGCGGCGGUGACCGGUGAGCGACGAGUGGGCCCUGAGGCUCUCUGGCUGGCUGCGACCAAUGCAAGUACUCCUCCUUGCAGACGGUGAUCAUCUGAGCGAGCGGCAGCCGUAGCCAUGGGCAGCAGCUGUUCCUCGGGCCAGGCGCACAAGGACAAGGACUCGGUGUCCACCCGCUCUGAGGACUCGCCGAGUUACCAGGCGGCGGCGAAGCGCAACCACAGCGGCGCAGGGCUCGACCCGUACGCGGGUUCUGCGCCCGCCUCCGCCGCCGCCUCGGCGCAGCCCCCAGGGUCUGCCGCCACGCACUCCGGCGUCAUCCUCGAGCCCGCCAACAUCGACACGGCCAAGCUAGCGGGCGGGGACCAGUGGACCACAGGCAUCUCGACGGAGAGGAAGCUCAGCAAGGAUGGGCUGGCCAAGGUACGCGGCGUCGCCACCUCCAGCAUCUCAGCGGACUCGAUGUCGCUGUCGUCGCCGCCGGCGCAGAGCCCGCGGGACUCUGAGCGCGGGCCGCCGUCCUCGGCGGCGCCCUGCUCGGCGACGCCGUCGUCGGCGGCGCUGCAGCUGCCGCCCGAGGUGCGCCGCCUGCCCGAGGGCGCGCGACACCUGCUGCUGGGACACGUCGCCGCCGCCAGGGUCGCCCCGCGCUGCCGCAAGAUCGCGCUCUACGUCUGCGCCGCCGACUCGCAAGACUGCUGCGUGGAGAAGGGCGCGCUGCACAACAAGGUGUACCCGGCGGUGCGCGCGCGCUGUCGACAGCGCGGCUAUGAACUGCACGUGGUCGACCUGCACUGGAGGACGGCGCUGGAGAAGCAGCAGGACCACGAGUUCCCAGAGCUCUGUCUGGGCGAGCUGGCACGCGAGAUGCAGACGGCGUACGUGGUGCCGGUGCUGUUCCUGAGCAACUCGCUGGGCACGCCGCUGCUGCCCAACACGGUGGAGACGCAGGACUUCGAGAUGGCGCUGGAGCGCGCCGACAACAAGGAACUGCUGCGCAAGUGGUACCGCCUCGACAGCGCCGCGCAGCCGCCCUGCUACCGCCUGCAGCCCACCGCGCUGCACAUACCCGGCUUCAAGGAGAACUGUCCAGAUGAAAAGGAGAGGGCGCUCAGCGAAUGGCGCUCUGAAAUUGAACGCACACUGGCUGUCAUGGUUAACGUCUUCCCACAAGAACUCCGAGACACAUACCUCACAACGGUUGUGGAACAAGAAGUUCACAACACCGUCUGUAUGAGCCAAGAGCUUGCACGUCGCUGCUUGUGGCUGUAUAGACUGUAUACGCACACAGGACCAACCACAGAGCCAUCGACCCCAGGUGAUGUGGAGCUUCUGCGGAGACUUGACACACUGCACAAAGAGUUAAAGACUCAGUUAAGUGAAAAACAUAUACUGCGGAUUCCAGUGCGAUGGGUAGAAGGAGGCCUCAACACUCAGUUGCCAGAGCACGCACAGUAUGUUUCAGAAGUGGUUACGCAGCUCACUACUCAUCUCAAUUCUGUAAUUGAUUCCAUCAUUGAGGAGGAUCAAUCCAAGAUGGUGCUUAAGUCCAGCUAUGGCAUCAGUGGACAGCUUUUGCAGGAGCUCAUGUUACAAACUGGUGUGUGUCAGCAAGCUGCUCAGAGCAGUGUGAACCGUGAAGCUGUGCUCAAUGAUAUUAGAAGCUACCUGACAGGUGAUUGUCGACAGCCACUGAUUCUGUCUGGAUGCCAUGGCUGCGGGAAGAGUACACUCAUGGCUCGUGCUGCUCAGUGUUGCCACACUUGGCUACCUGAAGCAGUGCUUGCAAUCAGAUUUGUGGGAGUGUCUUCUCGAAGUAGAACAGUGGAACAGCUGCUCUCUGGAAUUGCUGACCAGAUAUCUGUUGUGAGCGUGGGUCACCAGUGUUGGGCUACACAGAAUGUGAAAAGCCUGUCUGAGAAGUUACCAGCUCUUUUAGCUGCAGCUUGUUUACAGCGUCCCCAGGUCAUCAUGAUAGAUGGUAUAGAUCAGAUAAGAGAGUAUGGCUCCAAAACAAUAGACUGGCUUCCGCUUACUCUACCAGAGAGUGUCAAGUUAAUUGUGUCCGUAGCUGAUGACAGUCCUCUCUUCACAGAACUAAAGGAGAGGUUUGGUGCAAAGGCGCAGUACAUAAAAAUGCCUGAUUUGGGAAAAGAAGAAGCAGAAGCUAUCCUGAUGGCAUCUGUUAUGCAAUAUAACCAUAGUGUCAAUAGCCGUGUACAUGACUGUGUUCGUUCAUCAGUGCAGAGCUGCACAUUGCCACUGUAUGUAAAGGUGCUGGCAUGGCAGACAUCAUGGUGGUCACACACAGACCACAAUGUUGCUCCGACAGGUGAUGUCAUCAAACAGAUAAAUCAAAUGCUGGAAGAAAUAGAAAACAUACUUGGGCAAGAUAUGGUGGAGCAUGCGUUGUCUCUCAUAACUGCUGCAAAGACUGGUGUUACAGACUCUGAGAUAUUGGACAUUCUGGCACAUGACAGCAUCUUCCAUAGCACAGCUACAUACGUUCCAUGGGCUCCAGCCUGUCUGUUCUGGGCUAGGCUCAACAAGUACAUGGGACCUUUCUUGCGAUGGUCAGCUACAGCAGACUGCAGCACUGCUCAGUGGAAUGAUGAGAUGCUUCUGCAGACAGCUGCAAAACGGUAUUCACACAGGAGAAAGUGGGCUCAUGAGACACUAGUCCAGUAUUACCAGGGCAUUUGGUCAGAGAAGGAAAAUCCACAGCUGGUUGCACAUCUUUUAACACAACCUAAUAAUAGUGAUGGAUGCUAUAAUGAUCGGAAAUUGGAGGAAUUACCAUAUCAGCUGUACAAAGUGAAAGGUUCCAUAAAGGAAGAAUUCUUAUUAAAUGAUAAAUGGCUUUAUGACAAACUGUGUGGUUCUGACGUUCAUCAGGUGCUGGAAGAUUUUGCUUUGGAAGAAUCUAACCCAGAAACAUGGGAUGUGGAGCUAGAAUUGCUGCAGCAGUGCCUACAAGAGUGUGGUUCUGCACUUCUGUAUGAUGGAAGACAAAUGUACUCACAACUGUUGUGGAGGUUGCAGAACCAAAUAACCAGUAAAGGCGAAGUUGGGAUGCCGCACCUUUCAAACCUUCUGCAGAUUUGUCGAGAUCCUCCUGUCCCAUCAUUACUUCCUGUCAGCAAUGAAGGCUUAUUAUCUGAAGAAGAAGAACAAUGUUCAGACACUUGCAUUGACUUGAUUGCACGCCUUGGGAACUGUGCUGAUUUUGUAGCCACAGUGGCUACAGAACAUGAAGAAAUUGCUGUAUGGAGUGUGAGAACAAAUAAGAAGGUACGAACACUACAAGGAGUUACUCGACCAGGGGGUCUGCGUGCCAUUGAUUGGCGGCGGGCGGUUGUCCUCUGUCGGCGAGAACUGAGAGUUUAUGAUCUAGAUGCUGGUCGUCUAAUUGUUCGUCUGAAAGGAGUCAUGAAUCAAAAAAUGCCAUUUUUUGGACUACAUGAUGAUAGUCACCUAGUGGCUCUCUCUCGCAAUCGCAUGUAUGUUAAUUUGAUGGAUCUACGAACUGGGGACUGUGUGACAACAUUCAAGGCAGGAGAAGACCGCUUCCUGAAUUCACUUCUGGUUUCUGGUGAUGGCAGGGUUUUAGUGUGUGGUGAUGAAACACAAAAGCCAUUUCCACUACUUGUAUGGAACCUAGCAUCAAGGAAAUUGCUUUAUGAUCUACGUAUUCCACAUCAUGAUUUCAUCACAAGUUUAGCUGCAAUAACACAUGAAGGACAUUAUGUGUGCUGUGUAGCAAAGGAAGUGGAUGAACCAUCUCCAAAUUUCAUUGUUGUGUAUGAUUUACAAAGUGGCACACUAUUCAAGAAAUGGAAGCCUGGUGUGGAUACAGUUUCACUAGAUAUAUCUUCUCGUGAUGGCUGUGUGAUAAGUGGAUUGGAAGAUGCUCGUAUUUUGGUCUGGGACCUUGUCACAGGCAAUUGUCGCUGGAAUCUUUGUGGCCACACAGCUCCUGUGACAUUCCUGCGACUUGAUCCCCUUGGUGGGUCAUUCUUAUCAGCUGACAGUAGUUGUCGUGAUCGUUCCUUGCGUCUCUGGAGUCUUAGUAAAGGUGAGCUGCUGGCAGUCUACACCCCGGAGAAACCAGUGACGUCCUGUGAAGUGACAAGUGGGGGUUGUACUGUAGUGCUGGCGCUACGUGGCUGCUCCCACAUACUUACACUACAGCUGCAUGGGCCUGGUAUCCAGUCACCAACAGAUGGCGUGGUGACUUGUUACGGUGAUCCAGGACUGGAAGGAAAGGUUUUUAAUGUGGAGGAUGAAGAGAGGUGAUGCUCUGUGAACACAGUGAAAGGCAAAGACAGUGGUCUUAUAGGCAGCUGCAGUGCCGAAAAACAGUGUGGACAGUGAACUGUUAAGACAGAGAUCUGCAAUCAUGUUGAUAAUACGCUAAUCAUGGUGAGACAGUUACAGUGCACAGCAUGGAGUGCAUGACACAGAGUUGUUAUCCUUAUUCUGAAUCGUGAAGUUUUUUUUUUUUGUUUUUUUUUUUUUUUUUCCUGAUGUUGUCACUUGUCUUGUGAAGCAGAUAUUAUUUGGGAUUACAUUCUUGUGAGACCACCUGGACUGUUUUAACUCAUUGCUUGAUGCAACUGAACCUUUUGUGUUUGUGUGUGUGUGUGUGUGUGUGUGUGUGUGUGUGUGUGUGUGUGUGCAUGCAUGCAUGCACACAUACAGAGAGAAUUUUAUACAUCUUCAUUAACAAUGGAGUCAUAUUAUUUGACGGGCACAAACAUUUCAGGAAUAUGAUAUAUGUAAAUGUUCAGCUCUUGGUGACAAAUAUUUCCAUAAUUUGAUAUCUGUAACAUAACUAGUUCUUCCUGUAAUAGAAAUGUAUUUAAACUUCAUUUUCCUCUUUUGACAUUCUUUGCUGAAAUUUCUUCAUCACAGAAUUGAAAAUUUUCCUCUUGACCUUCUUAAUUGGAUCUAGUUCAUCACAGAACUCAACUCCAUUUCUCAUUAGCUUCUUCUCACAUUUUUGGAAAAGCCCAGCAGAAUGAAUCUUACAGAGUUAACUAAGAUUGGUGAAUCAGUUUGUUGUUGAAUCAGAUGCUGACCAAGAAAUAGCCAAAAUUCCUGGAGGCUGACAGAGGUUAUUGUGGUGAUACCAUGAUACUAGCACACAUAAUUUAUUUGUACCUAUACUUUUCUAUUAUUUUUUCAUAUUUUUGACUGCUUACUCUGAAUUUAUCUAAACUGUUAAACGUUUGGAAUAAUUUAAGGAAUGCUACUGAGAAUACUGGUUAUAUUUGAGCUCACAGGAACAAUGCUAUUAACUGAAUGGUUAACAUGAACAAAGCAGAAAUCCAUAAAUAGCAAUUUUAUUGAAUGUUGUAAUAUAAGUACAAUAUUUUAUUUUUGAAAAUUGAUGAAAAAUACUGAUAUUGGUUCCACAGACACCAAAUGGAAAAUCAUUUAUGACAUGUUACAAAGGGGGAGUUUAACAGACUGGUUUUAAAGAUUAUUUAAUUCAUUCAGUGUUUCAA